Molecule: messenger RNA, 1118 nt
Organism: Oryzias latipes (Japanese medaka)
Lineage: Eukaryota; Metazoa; Chordata; Actinopteri; Beloniformes; Adrianichthyidae
Gene: imp4
Product: IMP U3 small nucleolar ribonucleoprotein 4
Biological process (GO): rRNA processing
Cellular component (GO): small-subunit processome; Mpp10 complex; nucleolus
Molecular function (GO): rRNA primary transcript binding; snoRNA binding
Source: RefSeq, a predicted model, not a curated record
UUUCAUUGGCUACGCCCUGAGCCAAUCACAGGCAGUUUUGUUUCUCCACGCUUCCUCGCCCACGUGACUAGCAUCGUGAAUCUUGCUAGCAUAAUCCUCAUCAUGCUUCGUCGGCAGGUCAGGCUGAGGCGGGAGUACCUGUACAGGAAGGCCCAGGAGGACCGGCUCCGGACCAUCGAGGAGAAGAAACAGAACUUGAAGAGCGCUCUGGAUGAAAACCGUCUACUUCCCACAGAGGUCCGCAAGGAGGCUCUGCAGCUGCAGAAGCUGCUGGAGUACGACGACGAGGGGGCAGAGGGUGUUAGCUCCCACAUGGACGAUGAGUACAAAUGGGCCGGAGUGGAAGACCCAAAGAUCAUGGUCACUACAUCCAGAGACCCGAGCUCCAGACUCAAGAUGUUCGCCAAGGAGGUAAAGCUGAUGUUUCCCGGGGCGCAGCGCAUGAACAGAGGAAACCAUGAGCUCCCAACACUGGUGCGAGCCUGCAAGGCCAACAACGUGACAGACCUGGUUAUUGUGCACGAGACCAGAGGACAGCCAGACGGCCUGGUGGUGUGCCACCUCCCCUUCGGACCCACAGCCUACUUCACGCUCUACAACGUGGUGAUGAGGCACGACGUUCCUGACAUUGGCACCAUGUCUGAAGCUUACCCCCACCUCAUUUUUCACAACUUCACUUCCCGGCUCGGCAGGAGGGUCUCCAGUAUCCUCAAGUACCUGUUUCCAGUGCCAAAGGACGACAGCAGGCGAGUGAUCACAUUCGCCAACCAGGACGACUUCAUCUCCUUCAGACACCACACCUACAAGAAGACAGACCACAGGAAUGUGGAGCUGACGGAGGUGGGACCCAGGUUUGAAAUGAAACUGUACAUGAUCAAACUGGGAACUCUGGAAAACGAGAACACGGCAGAGGUGGAGUGGCGUCAGCACGGCUUCACGCACACGGCGAAGAAAAGGAGGUUCCUCAGCGUGCAGUGAGAAGAAGUUCCAAGACCACGACGGACUCUUGAACAACGAUGGCUUUAUGCAGCAAAAAGGGUCUAACGGGACCUCGGUCACCAUGGAUGGACUAUUUUAUCUGUUGCUGUUUUUGUAAUUAAAAAACCUUUCAGCUAAAA